This is a messenger RNA of Pseudopipra pipra, 3496 nucleotides long. RefSeq names its product toll-like receptor 7. The transcript has a single exon. Gene Ontology annotation, biological process: canonical NF-kappaB signal transduction; defense response to virus; toll-like receptor 7 signaling pathway. Lineage: Eukaryota; Metazoa; Chordata; Aves; Passeriformes; Pipridae. The record is from RefSeq and is a predicted model, not a curated record. Bases 10 to 3135 code for a protein of 1041 amino acids. Gene Ontology annotation, cellular component: plasma membrane. Gene Ontology annotation, molecular function: protein binding; pattern recognition receptor activity.
CGUGCAAAGAUGUCAAAUGCUUUGCUCUUUGUCUUGCUCUUCCUGUUUCCAAUGCUGCUGUCUGGGACUUGGUUUCCCAAAACUUUGCCCUGUGAUGUUAAAUCUUCAGAAGGUACUGUGACAGUGGACUGCACCUACCGGCGUCUCACACAAGUCCCCAGAGGGAUCCCUGAAAACGCUACCAACCUCACCCUGAGUAUUAACCAUAUUCCCCAUAUCUAUCCAACAUCCUUUGCUCAACUUAAAAACCUCAUGGAGAUUGACUUCAGAUGCAACUGUGUGCCUGUCAGACUGGGGCCCAAAAAUCUUAUCUGCAACAGAGGACUGGAGAUUGAGAAUGGCAGUUUUGCUGCCCUGACAAGACUGAAGUCACUGUACUUGGAUGCAAACCAGCUGUUGGAAAUACCCCGAGGUCUUCCUGCUACUUUAACCCUGCUGAGCCUGGAAGCAAAUACUAUCUUUUCUAUCCAAAAAGCCAACUUGUCAGAGCUAGGAAACAUUGAGGUAUUGUAUCUGGGACAGAACUGUUACUACCGCAAUCCAUGCAAUGUUUCAUUUGAGAUUGAGGAAACAGCCUUUCUGGAGCUGAAAAAAUUAACAAUACUAUCCCUGAAGUCCAACAACUUAACACAUAUUCCACCCAAUUUGUCAUCUACUUUGAAGGAACUGUAUAUUUACAAUAACAGGAUUCAAGUGAUUCAAGAGCAGGAUUUAAGUGCCCUUCCCAACCUAGAAAUUCUCGAUCUAAGUGGCAACUGCCCACGUUGCUAUAAUGCCCCAUAUCCUUGCACUCCCUGCACCAGUGGCUCGAUUCAGAUACAUUCAAAGGCUUUUGAUUCCUUGAAAAAUUUAAGAAUUUUGCGACUUCACAGUAACUCUCUCCAGAGCGUACCCCGCAGUUGGUUUAAAAACAUCAAGAACCUCAAAGAACUUGACCUCUCCCAAAAUUUCCUCAUGAAGGAGAUUGGAGAUGCUCAGUUUUUGAAGUUUGUCCCCAGCCUGGUGGAGCUUGAUCUGUCCUUUAAUUUUGAACUCCAGUUGUAUUCUCCCUUCUUGAAACUGUCUGAGACAUUUUCUUCCCUCUCUAACCUGGAAACCUUGAGGCUCAAGGGUUAUGUCUUUAAAGAACUGAGAGAGGAGGAUCUACGCCCACUGCUCCGUCUUAGGAAUCUCACCGUCUUGGAUCUUGGGACUAAUUUUAUUAAAGUUGCAAACCUGACAGUGUUCGAAGAAUUCCCAGCUCUUAAGUUCAUAGACCUCUCAGUGAAUAAAAUUUCUCCUUCUUCAGGGGAAAGCAACUCCAAUGGAUUCUGCUCUAAUCUUGGGUUUUCAGUAGAGCAGUACAACAGGCAAGUACUACAAGAGAUGCAUUAUUUUAGGUAUGAUGUGUAUGGGCGAAGUUGCCGUUCCAAAGAUAAAGAGGCUGCUUCCUACCAAUCUUCAGUUAAGGAAGAUUGUCUGCAAUUUGGAAAAACUCUGGAUUUGAGCAGAAAUAAUGUAUUUUUUAUUAACCCCUCAGACUUCCGGGGACUUAGCUCCCUUACAUGUCUCAACUUGUCAGAUAAUGCAAUAAGUCAAACUUUAAAUGGAAGUGAAUUCUCCUACUUGUCUGGAUUGAAAUAUCUGGAUUUUUCUAACAACAGGGUUGACUUGCUGUACCAAACUGCUUUCAAAGAGCUAGAACAUUUAGAAAUUCUUGACCUGAGCAAUAAUCAACAUUAUUUUCUGGCAGAAGGUGUUACUCAUGUGCUUAAUUUUGUGAAAAACCUCGACCAUUUGAGGAAGCUGAUGAUGAACGAUAAUGACAUUUCUACCACCAUUAACACAGGAAUGGAAAGCCAAUCUCUUCAAAUUUUAGAAUUUAGAGGAAAUCGUUUAGAUGUUUUAUGGAUGGAUGGCAAUGCUAGAUACUUAUCCUUCUUCAAGAAUUUGACCAGCCUGGAAGAACUGGAUAUUUCCUUCAACUCACUCAGUUUUUUGCCUCCCACUGUUUUUGAAGCAAUGCCUCCCAAACUCAAGCUCCUCAACUUAACCAAUAAUCAAUUGAAGAGUUUCAACUGGGAAAACCUCCACUAUCUGAAGAAACUAGUAACUCUGGACCUGAGCAAUAACCUUCUGACCACUGUUCCCCGAGAACUGUCCAAUUGCUCCUCAUCACUGCAAGAACUGAUGCUCCGAAACAAUCAUAUUCAUCAGCUAACCAAACAUUUUCUCAGAGGUGCUUUUAAACUGAGGUAUUUGGACCUCAGCUCAAACAAGAUUGAAAUAAUUAAGAAAUCUAGCUUCCCUGAAAAUGUCAUCAACAACCUGAAGAUGCUGCUUUUGCAUGGCAACCCUUUCAGGUGCAACUGCGAGGCCGUGUGGUUUGUCUGGUGGAUCAAUCAGACUCAGGUGACUAUUCCUCUUCUGGCCUCAGACGUGACCUGUGCUGGCCCAGGGGCACAUAAGGGAAGGAGCGUGGUUUUCUUGGAUCUGUAUACCUGUGAGCUGGACACCUCGUAUUUGAUCCUGUACGCUCUAUCAGCUUCAACCGUCCUCAGCUUUAUGGUGCUUGCGGUGACGAGCCAUCUGUACUUCUGGGAUGUGUGGUAUAGUUACCAUUACUGCACCGCCAAGCUGAAGGGCUAUCGGCGUUUAUCUUUACCAGAUGCCUGUUACGAUGCUUUUAUUGCCUAUGACAAUGAAGAUCCAGCUGUGAAUGACUGGGUGAUGGAAGAACUGGUUAGAAGGCUGGAAGACCGAAAAGCCAGGCAGUUCAAUUUAUGCCUGGAAGCAAGGGACUGGCUCCCGGGACAGCCGGUCUUUGACAACCUUUCCCAGAGCAUUCAGCUGAGCAAAAAGACUGUAUUUGUGCUGACCAAUAAGUAUAUUAAAAGUGGCAGUUUCAGGACAACCUUUUACAUGGCCCACCAGCGGCUUCUAGAUGAAAAACUGGAUGUCAUUGUCUUGAUAUUUCUUGAGAAGGUUUUGCAGAAGUCGCGCUAUGUCCGUCUGAGGAAGAGGCUGUGUCGAAAUUCUGUCCUGGAAUGGCCAACUAACCCUCAGUCUCAGCCCUUCUUCUGGCAGUGCCUGAAAAAUGCCAUAGCUACAAACAAUUUGCUGGCUUAUAACAAGCUUCUCCAAGAAACUGUUUAGCUCUACCCUUCCCCAUAAAAUUUGUUAUGAUGCGCAUGCACCUUGCUUGGGAUUUAUUACUGCACAGCAAGAGAUAAUGCACUACACCCUGGAAGUCACUGGUUUAGAACAAAAUUGCCACUUCCAGCUUUCAGUUCACUAGAGGCCUCUAGCAUCUCCUGUGGUUGGGUCAAGUGUGGGUUAGACACUUUAUCAACAUACUCGACUACACAGACUGCAGGAGAGACCAUGCCUGAAAUUGCUGCUGUUCAGAUAUUGUUGGAGUAAAUGUGAUUUUCAUAGAAAAUUUUAGUUUCUGUAUUUGAGGUAUUUAUGAAAAACAAGAGAAAUGCUUGCUGGCAUAUUUGUCUCUGAAAAUGCA